This is a messenger RNA of Babesia microti strain RI, 1326 nucleotides long. Its product is annotated as DNA topoisomerase VI, b subunit, putative. The record is from RefSeq and is a predicted model, not a curated record. The transcript is spliced from 12 exons. NCBI's taxonomy places the organism in Eukaryota, Apicomplexa, Aconoidasida, Piroplasmida, Babesiidae. Bases 1 to 1326 code for a protein of 441 amino acids.
AUGGAAGUACUCGGUUUCGAUGCUGGAAAUUCAAUUUUUAUGACGCUGAAGGAAUUGGUGGACAAUGCAACGGAUGCCUGCAUAAACACAAAUGGUGCUAAAAUUUGUGUGGAAAUCAAUGAUUGCUACGGUUAUGAAAUAACUGUGAGUGACAAUGGAUGUGGUUUGGAUCCCUCUUCCAUAGAAUCCAUUGGUAUACUAUUCAGUAGUGUCAAGGCUAAUAGUCAUUCCCUGGGCAGAUUUGGCCUAGGACUUAAAUCGGUAAAUUGUACACAUAAACAGAUAUUGCAAUGUAGUAAACUCAUAUCAUUCAUAACUAAAAUCGCUGCAAGCAGUGGAAUAUCUUUUAAAUUGGCGCUAGAUAAUGAAUACCAACCUUAUGUAUACAAUGUUACAGAAACAAGUGUUUGUGAUUGGAGUACCGUUAUUUCCGUCUUUAUCAAUUCCAAUAUUGAUAUAAGUGUUGUUUUAAACUCCAUAUUAGGUUAUUCAAAGAUGCUAUCAUUUCUUCACCCUGUAAUUAGCUAUUCUAUACAACAUGCUGGACAUAUAUAUGUGUACCAUAUGACACAAAAAUCACAUUUAGAACGAGUAUCUGCUUUGAUUAGUGACAUCAUCGUUAUUUCACAAAUUGAUACCACGGGUGAUUGUGGAAGUGACACUAACAGUGUUGAUGGGAUUAAUGUAACAGCAGGGUUGUUCAGUGAAAGAGUUGAAUGUAGAUAUGGAAACUGUGUGAUAUUUACUAGUGUAAAUGGGAUGCCAUUAUUGUCCAAAUAUGCCAAACCAUGCAGUAUAUAUUGCGGAUGCAGUAAAUUUAUCGAGAAAGGAGGCCACGAAUUUGGAAUAUCUCCCAGUAGAAAUUGUCCGAAAUUACCAUUUAAAUUUGAAAAUGGCCUUGAAAAUGUUGCAAGUAUAACUAAUGUUAAAUUGCCAGAGGAUGGGAAGUGGGCUAACCUAUUUAUGAUUGUUGAUGUCAAAAUUAGUGAUCCUAAGUAUGGCGAUUUGGCAAAGACGCAUAUUAAGAACGGCGAAGUCAAAGAAAGAGUUUACAUAUCAUGUGUGGAGGCCAUGACACAACUUAAGUCGCAAGUCGGUGUAUAUGAACUAGAAUCUCUGAGUAAUUACAAAACCCGAAUAGGAUUGUUUUACUCCAAACAAUUGGCACUUAAUAUCGUUAGUAUACUCAAUCAUUCCACUGAUGACUUUAGGGAACGUGUCUUCGCCUAUCUAAGAUGUAAAGGGAUCAAUUAUAAUAAUAUUAAGAGAUUAGAAACGUUAAUUGAAAAGAAGAUUAACGAACAAUUUGGAUUAAGUAGCAACUAA